GGAAAGAGAUAACAGAAAUUCAAUCUAAACUUCCCUGUGAGAAAGAGAAGACAGUAUCUGUGAAGCAGAUUGAGUCUGUACAGAAAGUUGGUUUACCACAUAUGAAAGUUGUACCAGCUGUCCAGUCACCUAAUGUCACAUCUGACAUGGAUCAAAAGAUUACAAAAAAAGUUCCCAAGGCAAGAGAUUUGACCAAGAAUCUAUUAUUUUCACCUCUGGAAAUGACUCAUAUUGAACUACCACAGCUAAAGCUACCUGUAUUUGAUUCACCACCUAGAAAAGUACAGCGUACCUCUCGACUUCUGUCUAGACCUAUAAGACUUUUUCCAGAAUACAGUUUUCAAGAAAAGGAACCUUCUACAGAAGAUACAACACUUGAAUGCACUAGGAAUGAAGCCAUUCCUGUGGAGGUCAACAGAGAAAGAAAUGAACUAGUUCUUGCAUCAGAAAUCACAAUAUUUGAAGACCAUAUGGAAGUGGAGGAAACACAAGAUAUGGAGCAGGUAACUAGCACAUUCAGCAGAACACCAGUACAGACACAGAGUCAGCAUCAGCUGGAACAACAACAACAGCAGCAAAAGCAGCUCUUAGGGCAACAAGGGAAACAAGAGCAGAGGCAUCUUAUGCAUCAGCAAGUACAUGAACAAAGGCAAGAUGACCAGACUCAUAUACUCCAAGAUCUGCAGACAUCAGAACAACUGCAGCAGCAACAACAACAACAACAGCAACUACAACCACUGCAGGAGCAGUGCUUUUGGCAACAGGAGGAGCACCAGCAGGACAAGAAUGAUCCACAGCAGUGUCAAAAUGAAGCUCCAACAGAACAUGUUAUAGACAUGCAAACAGAUGAUGAACCAGCUGGGGAAAUGAGAAGCUCCAGUCAACCUUUAAGUGACAAUAGUGAUAUAUGUGACAUGCAUCACAUCAGCCACGAUGAAUCUUUUGACUCCACAAGUGAAAGAGCACGAAGAGAAUUUCUUUCAAAAGUAACUAAAUCACCAGAAUUCAUGUUCAUUCCAAGGAAGGACCUCAAUACAGAAGAGGUUGACAAGGGUGAUGACGUACAAAUAGAUACGAGAUCUCAAUAUUUUUUGAAUCCUCUUCAAUCUUGCAGUGAACAAAGAACUGUAACAGAGCAAGAGAGACAACAAGAGGCAACAAAACAACAGAAUGUUGUACCACAAGACAUUGGUCAAGAAUGUUCAGAAUCUGCAGAAGAUUUACGUGCACGAGAGCACACUGGAGGAGGGGUUUCACCCAGAGAAACAGAAACUAAUAUGGAGGGCUCGGAUGAUUUACUAGCUGUAUCAUUCCAUUCUCUCUCUCCACCUGAAGAGGGCAUUGGAAUGCCUCUAAGCCCUCCAUCAAGUCAAGCUCAGGGGCAUGCUGGAAAUCAAGGUUUCAUGUUCAGUUUUGCACCACAAUCUUCAGGAAGUAUAAUGUCUCUCUUUGGUGAAGGAGAGCCAAACCAAGAACAGGAAGAUAGUAGUGUUCAACAAAAGAAGAGUGAAGCCUUCACUUUUACCUUCAACAAAAAGACCAAAUCAUCUAGUUUUUUCAAAUUGUUUUAACUGUUUCUGUUUCUAAUUUUAUUUAUCACUUUCACUACAGUCAAAACAUUUGUCCAAUUGAAUAUUGUUUUCAACUUGGGUUCAGUUUGCUAGUACU
Schistocerca nitens (vagrant locust) is the source of this 1668-nucleotide messenger RNA. RefSeq lists its product as uncharacterized. Lineage: Eukaryota; Metazoa; Arthropoda; Insecta; Orthoptera; Acrididae. The transcript is spliced from 10 exons. The record is from RefSeq and is a predicted model, not a curated record. Bases 102 to 1571 code for a protein of 489 amino acids.